Molecule: messenger RNA, 1274 nt
Organism: Protobothrops mucrosquamatus (brown spotted pit viper)
Lineage: Eukaryota; Metazoa; Chordata; Lepidosauria; Squamata; Viperidae
Product: activated CDC42 kinase 1-like
Exons: 5
Biological process (GO): signal transduction; phosphorylation; regulation of keratinocyte differentiation
Cellular component (GO): extrinsic component of cytoplasmic side of plasma membrane
Molecular function (GO): protein binding; protein serine/threonine/tyrosine kinase activity
Source: RefSeq, a predicted model, not a curated record
CUUGUACCUGGGAAAUCCCAUGGACCCCCCGGAUGUCCUAGGAUUGGAUUUGAACCCUGCCAGGCCUACUCAGCUCCCAGGAAGGAUAAAAAGUAAGAAAUUUCAUCUAACGUGUUCACUGUGUGUGUUGCAGAACUGCGAGACCCAGAAUGCCUUUCGUCUGGUGUUCCCACACCGGUGCAUGCUGGGAACGGACAACCUCUUCUUGCCCGCCAAGGAGAGCAAGCAGCCCAGCCCGGCCCAGACCACGGAGAUCUUCCAGGAACUGCAGCAGGAGUGCAUGAAGCACCUCAAGGUGCCCCGGGGUGGACCUUCCGGGGCCGCCGUCCCGAGUCCGGGAGAGGACAAGCCACGGGUCCCUCCUCGGGUGCCCAUCCUGCCCCUCCCGUUCCGGCGGAACGAGCCCGGCCGUUGGUCCGGAGACCUGUCGCCGGCCUCCGGAGGGGAGGAAGACCGUCCUCCCCAGAUCCCACCCCGGGAUCGCUUGUCCCAACCGGGAUCCAGAACUCCCAGCCCCAGGUCCCUGCAGGGCGGGUCUCCCCAGCCGCGAGCCAACCUCUGCUCCCCGCUUUCUCUGGGGGGCUUCCUGUCCACCUCGCCCGGGAAGCCGCCCAUGCCCACCACCCAGAGCUUCGCCUUGGACCCCAAGUACGCCACCCCCAAAGUCAUCCAGGCCCAGGGGAAGGAGUGCGCCAAGGGCCCCUGCAUCUUGCCCAUCGUCAAGGACGGGCGGAAAGUCAGCAACACCCACUACUAUCUCCUCCCGGAGCGCCCGCCUUACCUGGACAAAUACGAGAAGUUCUUCAAGGAGGCCAAGAGCCCGGAGGGAGGAGGCGGCGGCGGGCCGAGCCGAGUGGUCAGCACGGCCACGGUGCGGCCCAUGAUCCAGCAGCAGCAGCAGUCGCCGGCCCCGGCGGACUACAAAGCCAACUUCUCGGCCAACAAUAGCAACAGCAGCGUCAAGGCCACCUGUGGCCUCCAGAAGAUCGUCUACGAGGGUUCGGAAGGCCCUCGGGGUUCGGAGAAGAUACGGCAGGUCCAGGAGACGGUGCACGGGGUCACCACCGAGGAGUGUCAAGCCGCCCUGCAGAAUCACAGCUGGAACGUGCAGAAGGCUGUCCAGUACCUGAAGGUUGAGCAGCUCUUCUGCCUGGGACUGAAGACGCGGCUGGAUUGUCACAAAGUUCUGGAGAUGUUCAACUGGAACUUGGAGCAGGCCAGUUCUCACCUGCUGGACCCCUACACCGCCGGGCAACUCAAACGGUGAAUCGUAU